AUGUCAAGGCGGUAUGGAACAGCAGUUCCACACCCAGUCCCAGUAGAGUGCUCAGCACGUGAUCUCCAAACACGUGAUCUUGUUGGCACGCAACCUCAUCCUAUCAUCGCGGCGGAAAGGGUCAUCACCAACCCGACUUUCCUCAAUUAUCCCCCAACAGCCAUGUUCGCCGCCAGAAGCUGUGCUGCCUCGACGCGGCAGGUGCUGCGCACCCAGGCUCCUCGCCGUUUCGGCUCAUCCCACGCCCACGCUGAGCCCGUGAACGAAGGCCUCGGUCGCAGCUUCUACGUCACCGCCGGUAGCAUCGUCUCCGCAUACCUCAUCUACCGCUUCACCAAGGCGCAACAGGAAUCCGGCUCCGAGUCGUUCAUUUCCGACCUCAUUGCCAAGUGGACCCCUUCCCAAGAGGUCUUCGAACAGCGUAACGCCAUUCGCACCGCAGUUAUGGAGAAGGCUGCCGAGGACCGCCACCUGCUUCAAAGUGAAGGACCCCGCGAAUUCGUUCCCUUGAGACAGAAUGAUCUCUUCAAUGUUGCCCCCAUCAUCAACCUUGCCCCCGGCUCCCAGGCCGAUCUGAGCAAGGUCAUUGCCCACUACGAGCGCGAGAACCAGGAGACCGAGAAGGCUCGGGUUGCCCGGACACAGGUCUAA
Penicillium cosmopolitanum is the source of this 651-nucleotide messenger RNA. Its product is annotated as putative NADH-ubiquinone oxidoreductase 178 kDa subunit. Bases 1 to 651 code for a protein of 216 amino acids. Lineage: Eukaryota; Fungi; Ascomycota; Eurotiomycetes; Eurotiales; Aspergillaceae. Gene Ontology annotation, cellular component: mitochondrion. The record is from RefSeq and is a predicted model, not a curated record. The transcript is spliced from 3 exons.